Messenger RNA from Phalacrocorax carbo (great cormorant), 3973 nucleotides. NCBI's taxonomy places the organism in Eukaryota, Metazoa, Chordata, Aves, Suliformes, Phalacrocoracidae. The record is from RefSeq and is a predicted model, not a curated record.
AACAAUUUUGAAAAUGAAAGCAGGGCUGCAGAGACGAGAGAUGUUAUCUCACUCACUUUUUUUUUUUUUUUUUUAACGUUUCAGAUAGGAAACAGCCUUUCAAGUCUCCCAGGACGAAAGGCAAUUUGCAUUUCAAGAGGUCAGGAUACAGCUAUUUCUUUUUACCAUCUGAAAUUAGUUAUUAAAAGUCUAUUUGGAAACAAAACAACGCACGCAUGGAAAGAUGGCCUCUGCAGGCUCAAAUUAACUGCUCCUGUCAUCCCUGAUUUCACUGGCUGCUGCUGGAGGAUGCUGAAUCAAGGAGGUCGGCUGCGAUGGGCUCAGUGGGAGCCGAGCGCUUCAAGGAGCUAAGCCCGGCGGGGACGCCGGAGGGCAACGUGGUGAUGAGCUUCAGCUUCGACAGCUACCAGCUGGAGGAGGACGAGCUGCAGAGGGGCAGCCAGGCCAAGGCCGUCCUCACCUUCAUGGAGCCGGUUUCUGAGGAUCCCGAGCCCCAGGAUCGAUACCAUGGGAUUUAUUUUGCCAUGCUGCUGGCUGGGGUGGGAUUUCUUCUGCCGUACAACAGCUUUAUCACCGAUGUGGACUACCUGCACCAUAAAUACCCAGGGACUUCCAUCGUCUUCGACAUGAGCCUCACCUACAUCCUGGUGGCCUUGGUAGCCGUCAUCCUCAACAACGCGCUGGUGGAGCUGCUGAGCUUACACACACGGAUCUCUGUGGGCUACCUCUUCGCCCUGGGGCCCCUGCUCUUUGUCAGCAUCUGCGACGUCUGGCUGGAGCUCUUCACCCGCAGGCAAGCCUACGCCAUCAACCUAGUCGCCGUUGGGGUGGUGGCCUUUGGCUGCACAGUGCAGCAAUCCAGCUUCUAUGGCUACACGGGGCUGCUGCCCAAGCGCUACACGCAGGGAGUGAUGACAGGCGAAAGCACUGCCGGGGUCAUCAUCUCACUCAGCCGCAUCUUUACCAAGCUGCUGCUGUCGGAUGAGAAGGAGAACACAGUCAUCUUCUUCUUCAUCUCCAUCGGCAUGGAGCUGACAUGCUUCGUCCUCCACCUCCUGGUGAAGCGCACACGCUUCGUCCGCUACUACACCACCUGCUCCCGCAAGGGUCUCCCCGAGCCCCGGGGGGCUGGUGACCGUGGGACAGGCUACCGCAUCCACCACGAUGUGACUGCCGAGGACAUCCGAUUUGAGAACCAGCUGCGGGGGCAGCCAAGCUCCCCCCGGGGCAGCCCAGGUCCUGAAGCUGAGCUGGCCGGCAGUGGCACCUACAUGCGUUUUGAUGUCCCUCGACCCAAAAUCAAGAGGAGCUGGCCCAGCUUCAGAGACAUGCUGCUCCACCGCUACGUCGUGUCCCGGCUCAUCUGGGCCUACAUGCUCUCCAUCGCCAUGACCUACUUCAUCACGCUGUGCCUCUUUCCUGGGCUGGAGUCAGAGAUCCACAACUGCACGCUGGGGGAAUGGCUCCCCAUCCUCAUCAUGGCCAUCUUCAACCUCUCUGACUUCGUCGGCAAGAUCCUGGCUGCCUUGCCCUAUGACUGGAGAGGGACCCACCUCCUUGUCUACUCCUGCCUCCGCGUGGUCUUCAUCCCCCUCUUCAUCAUGUGCGUCUACCCCAAUGGGAGGCCCACCUUUGGCCACCCUGCUUGGCCCUGCAUCUUCUCUCUCCUCAUGGGCAUCACCAACGGCUACUUCGGCAGCGUCCCCAUGAUCCUGGCCGCCGGGAAAGUGAGCCCCGAGCAGCGGGAGCUGGCAGGGAACACCAUGACCGUGUCCUACAUGACGGGCUUAACGCUGGGCUCAGCCGUGGCAUAUUUUGCCUACAGCCUCACCAGUACGUCCCACAGUACCUGUUUCUACACUGAAACCUCCAAUGGCUCCUUUAUGUCGGGCUACUGAGCCCCGGGGCGGGGCGACGGGGACAAGAUGGGACCUGCUUCCCACCAUGGUCCCCACCGCCCUGCUUGGCCCAUGUCCCUCCUCAAGGAGGGAGCCUGGAGCCAGAAAGCUGCCCAAGGGCAGACAGGGACCUGCAUCCUGUUGGCAUCCCAAAAUGGCCCGUGCUGCCCAUCCAGGGCCACUUCUUGGGGUGAUGAGACCGCCAUCACCACAGGGGAUGGUCCCAUUGCUCUAGUGGGGGGGGCUCCCCAUCAGCGAUGUGCAGCUCUCCAGUGGGGAUGGGGGGAGGUCUUCUGUUUGAGCCAAGCCAUUGCCAGGAGGAAGAAAAUACUGCCAAAUUCCCAAGGGAAUAGGACCAGCGCUGGGGAGGAGGGUGAUGGAGGGCUGGUGAGGAAGAGGAGGAGUAAGAGAGGAAGGAACCACUUCUUCAGGCCCUGGUGGCUCUGGGAAGGUGGGUCUCAGCUUUCACUGAUGGUGCCGCAGGUUUUCACCAAGAAUGGCUUGAAAUCACGAUCCCUCCCCAAAUAUACCUAUCGCUGUGAAAAAGACCCAAUUUACUUCUGCUGGCUGGAAACAAAAAAAAACCAAUUUUUUUUUGUUGUUGGCUGCGUCUUUUUUUGCCCCCCCCCCCCCAACUGCGAGAGAGGCAGGGUCUUGCCUCACCCCCACCCCACGCUGUGCAUGUGACCCAUCACCUCCCUCUUCUGGGCUGCAACAGGGCAGAAAGGGAUCCUGCUGUCCUGAGGAGGGGUCUUGAGGCCACAGAGCUGUGGAUGCCACCCACGGCGCACUGCAGAGCUUCAGGAUUUAUUGCAAGGGAUGUAAACGAAGCUGAUGCCAGAUUAAAUGUCUUUGCAAUGAUGCCUGGUCAUUACCUGUGCCACUGGCACUGCAGGCACUCAGCUGCGGGUGAUGGGCUGGGCUGGCCAACACACACAGGAUUGCCUGCUGCCUGUGCUGUGGGGUUUUGGGGUGCCCCUUGUGCUGCUCCCCAUCCCCAGGGUCCCCUCUGUCACCUGGAGCAGCUGGAUUUGUCAGCGGGUCCCAUCGAACCACUGCCAGCCUGCAAACUGCUGCUGAAGUGCAACACCUUUGCGGGCAGCAAGCGGGCGAGGGAAGGGGCUGAGCAGAGCAGAAACCAUCUGGAGAAGGUGCCAACACCAGAGGCUGGGUAUUUUUGGGACCGGCUGCACCUCGUUGUGCCAGGAGCCAGCGGGUGCCACCUCCCAGGGAAGCAAAGCCCAAGAGCUGGAGGUGAGGGGGAGCAGGAGGCAGCGAGCACCAGGCUCGGCCCCCCCGACCCAGCCCCACCAGCACCAGCGAGUCUCGCCUUGCCAAGCCCCUGGCUCGUUGAAGCACAGCUCACACCAAGAAGAGCAAAUCCAGUGUUUCAUCCUCAAAACAUCGUCCCUGCGGGGCUCAGGGUAUGGGAGCUGGCCUGACCUCGGCUGCAGGGCAAGAACUGAUACCUCGGGCUCCACGGGCCCCAGUUGCAGAGACCUCCGCUCCGGGGUCCCAUCCCAUCCAUCGGUGCCACCCCGCAGGGGGACUGUCGGGUGGAUGGCGGCUCCCCGAAGGGCCACGCAGCGCCUGGGUUGGGUCUUUCCCCAAAAACGAGGCAGGGGCUGAGCCAAAAAGCGACCGUUGCCACCAAGGGGAGAAAAACCCCCCAGUCAGGACAAGCGAGACAAAGAAAGAUGCUUCGUUGGGUUGCUUUUUUUCAAUUAAUUUUUUUUUUUUUAUGAAAAAAGAUCACACGGAGUUCUCCAACAAACAGAACGCCAAAAAAAUUGUUUUAAACAAAACAUAAACAAAACAAAACAAAAAAAAAAAGACAAAAACCUGGCUCUCCUUUCCUCUCGAUUGUCUGAAAUAUCCUUGUGUUCCAUAGAAGGCAGUGGGUUUUAAGUGCUUUCUAUUUAACAUUAGCAUAAAAUCUCUCUCGCGCGCUCUCUCUCGCUCUUUAAAAUAUGCUCACACAAUUUGCUUCUAGAAGUACAGUACACUUUGAGCGUGGGGGGUGUGCCUGUUCCCAGAUCAUUUACAAUCACAAUCCAACAGGAAAUAAAAAAUAA